Messenger RNA from Zasmidium cellare ATCC 36951, 1206 nucleotides. RefSeq lists its product as uncharacterized. NCBI's taxonomy places the organism in Eukaryota, Fungi, Ascomycota, Dothideomycetes, Mycosphaerellales, Mycosphaerellaceae. Bases 1 to 1206 code for a protein of 401 amino acids. The transcript is spliced from 8 exons. The record is from RefSeq and is a predicted model, not a curated record.
AUGGCGGCCUCGCAGGCGCCGGAGAGCUGUAGCGACAGCAAGCAGGUUCUGCUGAUCGUGCUGUCUGUUCUCUUCAUGGUGGUGACGGUCUUUGGCAUCAGCUUUAGGCUGUAUUCGAGGCUGUUCGUCCUGCGGAAGGUGUUUGCUGAAGAUGGUCUCAUGCUUGUUGGCACUGUCUUUGCGCUCGGCCUCUCAUCGAUCUUCGUCACAGAUGCCUACCAUGGAUACGGGACGCAUUUCGCCGAUAUACAGACACGGCCAGCCAACCAAACACUUCUGUACAAUCUGACUUUCGCGAUCUCCUUGGUCUACGCCGCAACCACGCUAUUCGUCAAAUUCUCUUUCUUAAUGCUAUACCUUCGAAUCGACGACCGAAAACCUAUGCGCUGGACUGUGUACACCUUAAUGGCCAUAAUCAUUGGACAAGCCCUGAUGACGACGACGGUGAUGUCGCUGUCUUACAUCGUACCGUCUCAAUGGGGUGACGCUUCGCAAGGAGAUGCUUCGAACAUCAGGAUCAAACCUGUCACCGCACAAGCGUUUUGGAAUGCAGCGGACGUGAUGUCGGCGGUUACGUCGACGGCGGUCUAUGUGGCGCCGUUCUUCAUCCUGCGGGGACUUCAAUUGCCAAAGCGACAGAAAUGGGGCGUGGCCGUCUUACUCGGGUUGGGAAUUCUGCCUGUAGCCGCAUCCUGCAUCAAGACCUACUACAUCUGGUCAAUGUAUCUGAGCCGCGACGUGUACUACCAGAUCGUCAACGCCGCGAUCUGGGUACAGGUAGAAGUCCACCUCGCAAUCCUGUGCAGCUCAGUGCAGACCUACAGAGUACUGCUUAGAGGCUUCUGCCCUCGUUGCUGCCGAAGUCCAGACGAUGGAUGCACGACAGAGCACGAAGCUGCUUCAUUCCCACCCCAAUCACCGAUGCGGAGCGCAGAGAGCUUGAGCGGACAGUUUCCUGCCGGAACAUUUGAUAGCUGGGCGAACUGGGAGCCUUCGAUCUCGGAAGAGUCGAGCGCAUACAUGAAGGGAAAUGCAUCGAGAACACCGAGUCCUACCGGAAACAACGGUGUGGCCACCGUGCCGGCCGGCAUGAGGCAGCAAUUCCCAAGUAUAGCAGCAAGGAUCGGAGGCGAGGGACCGAAUGUGUGGUUGUUUGAGGCCGCGCAGGACAAGAGAUUCAGCCCUCCAUGGCCUCUAUCGCAUUAG